AUGAAGCUUCAAGGACGUGCAGCAGAUGCCGUCGCUCUACUUGGAUCACUGCGGAGGUGCGCUUUGCGCAUCAACAAGAUUCAUGUCACGGAAGCGUUGUCAGCUUGCAAGCGGUCGGCAUCAUGGGAGACGGCCGCCAGCCUCCUGAAGAUGGCGCAGGAGUCGCGCAUUCGACCAGAUGCACAGUUGGCCUCUGCAGCAAUCAGUGCUUGUGGCCAAAAGUGGCAGCUUGCCCUGGACAUGUUUGACAGCCUGGCCUCGGGUAGUCUGCAAAAUUAUGUUGCUGUCAGCUCAGCAAUGAGCGCAUGCGGCAAAAGCAGCAAGUGGGAGCUGUCUCUUCACCUGUUUUUGAUGAUGGAAGAGUCACGGCUGGAAAUUGGCACUGUGGUGCUGAGCACUGCCAUCAGUGCAGCAUGUCGAGGCAGAUCCGCAUGGAGAGACAUGACGAGGCUUCUCACUGAAUGCGUCAGCAGCCAAGCUGUGCCUGAUGUUCGGAGCUGGGGCACCUGUGUGGCAGAGCUUGAAGGAUGCAAUCUUCACGAGGGCAACUUUUUGCACAAGCUUUGUGAGCACUUCUUCCUUGGACAGGAGCCCAAGGCUGCGGGGCGCCAGCACCAGUUCUUCGGCUUUCUCGGCUUUUCAUUGUCGCAAGUCCCCAACGGCCGAGGCUGCGGCGACGAAGUACCACCCUGGCAGGUCUGCUGCUGUGUGCAGCAGGGCUGUUGCAGGUUGAUCCCGGCCGAAGCUUUCUCCAACUUGCUGCACCUGCAACUGCGUAUCGCCGCCAAGAUGCGACAAGUCCUGAUGCCAAAGCUCGGCUGCGCCCAGACACGGACAACAGAUCUGGAAGUGCCUGGAUGUUGGUGCUCGGGCUUGCUGCCUUUGCACAUCGCAGGCCUGGACCUUUUGCUGGGCACGGCAGUGCUCACAUAG
This is a messenger RNA of Effrenium voratum, 933 nucleotides long. The record is from the annotation of a GenBank genome assembly. Lineage: Eukaryota; Dinophyceae; Suessiales; Symbiodiniaceae.